UUGAAAUGUGUGUCGGUCCAGGCGGCCAUUGUAAAAGUUUGUAUACUUACAGUGAUUUUGUGGUCACCAGCUGAUGCAGUGCCCAAAGUGACUAGGGUAACACCCCAGUGUGGCAGUAAAAAUGGCGGCACUCUCAUCUCAACGAUCGGUCGCGGUUUUUCGAGGAACUAUUUCAAUUUCGGUACAGGCAACGACAACCUAGGCAGCAAGGUGACGCUCACCUCCGCCAUUCAGAGUUAUGAGUGUACUCUUCACCCCGACGGCUCCCACGAAACCCAGAUCACAUGCUAUACCACGCCUAUGCCUGUAGGUGAGUACACCGUCAAGGUGACCGUAGAUGGAGAACCAGUCCCAGACAACAGUUACUGCGAUGUUGCAUCGAACUGUGUGUUUAAGGUGUCUGAUGAUUGUACACCAACAAUUGAUGCCAUCACACCGACCUCUGGGAUGCCUGGCGACUUCAUCACCAUUACAGGGGACCUUAUCACAUCAAAAUAUGGUUCCAACGAACCAAACGACGCACAGGAAAAGAUACUUAGAGUGUAUUUCGGAGGCCAGAAAUGUGAACUUCGUGAUGAAGAAAAGGAUGUUGUGUAUGGCAUUUACUUUGAUGGCUCCACUGGCUCUAUGAUGUGUAAAACAGAAGGAACCUACAUAGGCAACAAUAAUGUGAGCUUUCUCAUCAGCAAUGCAUAUGGCAGAUCUAUGCCCUCUGAUAAAGUUAAAUAUGUAAGAAGCAAUGGAAUAGCAAUGUACCAGACUUUUACAGAAAUAGCACAGUUGUCACAGAACACAGGUAGCAUAAAAGGUGGUACAAGAAUUACCAUUAGUGGCCAAUACUUCGAUGAAACAGAUGCUCCUGUCAAAGUACAAAUAAAUGAUGAUGUCUGCAAAACUGUAAAUUCAAUAACAAAGAAUGAAAUUGUUUGUGAAACACCAGCACAAAAAAAUGACUCACAACAACACUUUUCAGGCAAUCGUGGCUUUUAUGUUUACAUAAAGAAUGGUACAACAGAUGCCAGCAGUAUAGACAGGAGCACUGCCAGUGUUGAACAUGUGGAUCAAAGCAGUUGGUCAGCACAAAACUGGGGCUCACAUGCCAUUCAAAUGGUUGGCUACUUUGUACCAGUGUACAGUGGUACAUAUAGAUUUUGUGUCAAGUCUGCUUCUACUGCAACUGUGUACAUGAGCACAGACCGCAACCCAAAUAAUAAGGUUCAAGUAACCCAAGGUUCUAAAAUCACAUCUUGUAUUGGCAAAGAAUCAAAUGGAUACAUUCUUGAAGCUGGAAAACAAUACUAUACAGAAGUACAGUAUGGCAGUUCUCUCUCAAACUCCUAUGUAAAUUUAGUUGCACACUUUAUGGACACAACUUUGAGUAAAAGAGAGACAGGCUUUGCUGAGCAUGAGGUCCAGGAUUUACAGUUCAAAUCUGUUGUAACUAAUGAAAUCCAGAAAAUAGAAAUUUCUACAUCAGGGACUGCAACUUUAACUCAAGAUGUGCAGACCAUGACCAUUAGUGGAAACGCAGAUGCUUUUUUUGCAUUGGGUCUUGAUGGUGUUUACACAGUACCAAUGCAGCUGAGUAAGAUUACAGCUGACAUUGUAAAGACAGAGCUCAAGAAACUCCCUAGCAUUACAUUCGAUGUACUUGUUGCUUUAAGCCCAGUAGAUAGCUCUACACAACUAACUAUUACCACCUACUCUUCUAGAGGUGCUAUCAGUAACUUUGAGGGCCGUGUAGUCACUGGAUCCCCAGACCAGUUAAACUUUACUGUAGAAAGAACUACCAUGGGAAAGCCUGACUUAAAAACAUUUACCCUUGUGAUGGAUGGUGUUCCUUCUGAUCCCAUUAGCGUGUCUGCAACAGCCAAUGAUGUAAAGACUGCUGUGGAGAAAUUAUUGAGUGUUAGAUGUCACCCAUUGCUGAGUGUUGGCUCUGUUGUUGUUGACUAUGAAACAUCAAAAGACUGGAUCCAAGGGAGAGUUUCAGAUGAUGAGCCCUUCUGUGGAAGAUAUCUGGUUAAAAAUCCUCCCUACAUCUACCAUAAAGGCUUUGACACUAGUGCUACUGCGUUACCGAUUUCUACAACCAGCAACAGAUUUUUGUGCUUUGCUUAUAAGGGAUUGGUGGACUAUGUAAUUGUUUAUUAUGAGUACAAAAACUCAAAUAAUGACAUAAUCACAGCCUCAGUGAUUUAUAAAGUAUCAAAUGAAACUCCAGAUCAAUGGAGCUAUUCUUGCAAGGACAUUUAUUCACUAAUCAAUAUUGUUGGCUCAAAAGUCCAGAGAGUUUUGGCUGUAAGGAAGGAUUACUCUAAAGAUUUGUUGAUUGAUCAGCUCAUGUUUCACAGAGAGGCUAUAUUGCCAGAUGCAUUGAAAGAUGGCAUUAAUCUUUUGCGCAUGCCUCAAGCUCAACCUAAUGGAGUUUUCUUUAAUACUGUCAUUGUAUCAGGCCAAUAUCCAGCUUAUCUUAUUCAGCUCAAUCCUCAUCAUUGUGGUUACAACAUUUCUCUCUUCCAAGUUGCAUCUUCCACAUAUGCUGAUUCAACAUAUACUGUUACAAAUGUUGGUUCAGUAACAGUCAAGAUAACUUCAGUACAAACAGCAUCACCUCCCAUCGGAGGGAAAUACUCUGUAACCUUUAAAGGUGACACCACACCAGAUCCCAUACAAGUGCCAGAAGAUAUUGUAGCAGACAAUCUAAUCGGAGGUCUUGGUACAAUGUCUGUUGGGUUUAGUGAUGUACAGGCUUGGGGAACAUGCUCAGAGUUCACACUCAGGGUCACAAUGUUGUCCCAGACUGGUGACCAACCUUUGUUGGAGGUUGAUGGUAGUCAGUUAACAGGCGUUAACGCAACAGUUCAAGUACAACCAGUGCAAGAUGGAGGGUUAUGGUUUGAGCCUAUAAUGGGAGACUUACUACGCACAUACCACACCUCACCACAAGUGAUAGCAUUCAUCAACAAUGUCCCUACAAGAUGUAAAGAUAGAACUGCUUGCACUUUUAAUUGGGACAAUGGUAUCACUCCAUUGAUUACUUCUAUAGACCCAACAUCAGGUUCUCUUGGUCAUGAAGUUGAAAUUACGGGUUCAGGAUUUGACUCUAGCUCUGUGGACUACAAUCAAGUGAUGAUUGGGAAUACAGUAUGUAAUGUCACAGCUGCUACAUCUACAACAAUCACAUGCACAGUUGGCAAUGGCCCUACAGGUGCUGCAGAUGUCAAAGUUAAUGUUAAAGGCAAGGGGCUGGCUUCAGGAUCUGUUCAGUUCCAAUACAUUACAAGUGUGACCUCUUUGACCCCUAGCAGUGGAAGUGUGGAAGGUGGCACAAUACUCACCAUAUCUGGAUACGGCUUCACGUCUGAUGCUGAGGUGACUGUUGUGGGGAAGACAUGUCAGAUAGUAACAAUCAGUGAAUCCAUGAUCACAUGCAGAACUCCUAGAGCUGAAAGAUACGACAGUAUACAAAAUGCAGAGGUUAAUGUAACACAAUUUGGCAGCUCUUUGAUUGCUGGUAGCUUCCAAUAUAACCCAAGUUUGGACUACACUCCAGUCAUUUCAUCAGUUUCACAAUACACCAGCAGUAUUUGGGGUGGUGGCAUAAUCACAAUUGAAGGUGAUGGAUUUGGUGAAGUAGAGCAACCUGUUCUUCUUGGGGGUGUGAAGUUGGUUGUAAGAACCUAUGAAAAUCAAAAUAUUCUUGCUAUACUUCCACCUUUGCCAGAUGGUUCUUAUCAGAUAAUUAUAGAUGUCAAGGACAAAGGAUAUGCUGAUCUAAGGACACACAAUAUUUCUGAUAUUGUGUACACCUUUAAAGUAACAGGGAUGACUCCUACAUUUGGAUCACUUUAUGGAGGCACAGAUCUUACCAUAACUGGUGUUGGCUUCAGCACCAACAGCUCUGCUAUGGAUGUUUCUAUUGGGCCUCAUGAUUGUAACAUUGCCAAUUUAUCUGAGACACAAAUAGUUUGCAGAAUUGCUGAUACAGGAGUUCAUCAUGACAUUUCAGCAACAGGAAUCCACAAAGUGUAUGGUUAUGGCUACGCAUGGGAUAAAGAUCCAUACACCAUAAAUGUUGGAGACUAUGUCACAUGGCAUUGGGAAACACCUCAGUAUAUUUCUGACAUUGGCUAUGGUGUUCACCAGACUGAAACACCUUCUGAUAUAAGCAACAAACCUGGAGGAUUUAGUUCCGGCGAAAAAAAUAGAAUAGGAACUUUUACUCAUCGCUUUACAACUCCUGGUGUCUACUACUACUGGUCUGGUUUCAUGGACUCGGAAGGCUCAAUCUACUUUAGAGGAACAAUCAAAGUUGAAGCUUUGCAAUCAUCCACCAUGUCAUUGUCAGUCAAGUUUCUUGGAUACGAGGCUGUUUAUGACACUUCUACUCCAGUAACUGCAGAAGAAACUGAAUGUCCAUCUUCAUCCAACAAACUGCCUGACUGUACUGAAAACUUACCCCUUGUAAUGAAUGACAAAUUUUACUUCCAAUUCUUGAAGUGUUAUUCUCCAUACAUAAACUCCAUUAGUCAAAACAAUGGAACCUUCACUGAUAACAUAACACUCACUGGUGAUGGAUUUGGCACAGAAAACUGUCAAAAUGAGGUGAAAUUUGCUGACUCAUCUUGUGAGAUACUCAACAGUGCUACAAACACCAUAGAACUCCGCAUGUCUAAGAAUGCUAAGCCACCUAUUGGAGUGAUGCAUGAGUUUACAACAAGAGUGGGAAAUCUAGGCUACGCCCUUGUGACCAUUGCUGAUGUAAACAGCCAGAGAUUCGGUCUCUUACCUCAAGUAGAUAGCAUUAGUCCUGCUGAAGGUUCCAAAGUUGGUGGCACAAAAAUAACAAUUUCAGGUGCUGGCUUUGUAGGGAACAUAGCUACAGUUUCUGUAGAACUGGAUUCCCUGGAAUGCAUCAUAAAAUCAGUAACAUACACAGAGAUAGUUUGUGUGACCAGCUGUGGUUCUGCUGCUCCCUCCAGUUGCCAUGAAGGCGAUGUUAACGCUGUUGUUAAAGUUGCUGUGGGAAGUGUUCAUGUACCUGCCAUCUGUGAAGGCACAAACUGCAAGUUUACUUUUUCGGAUCUUAAAACAGCAACUGUUACAGACAUAUCUCCAAACACAGUGUCACAGGCCUCCACACAACUAACCAUCACUGGCACCAAGUUUGGUACUGCAGCUGAAAAUGUCCAAGUUAAAAUUGGUAAUGAAAGCUGCACUGUUGAUGGUGAUGUGUCAGACACUGAGUUCAAGUGCACGGUUGGGAGAUUGCCAGUUGGAGAAAAUUUUGUCUAUGUCUCUAUAGCAGAGGCUGGUUUGGCUGAAACAUCUGUGAAAAUUACCAGUGAAAAAGUGGCGACUAUUUCUGAGCCAGCCAAAAGUAGCACAAACGGUGGUGCCCUACUUGUUAUUCAGGGCAAUGGAUUUGUUAAAGGCAAUACUGAAGUCAACAUUGGUGGAAGCUCAAAGUGUUUAAUUGUAGAUGUGGAUUUUAGUGGAGUCACAUGUACACUGCCUGCUCAUGCAUCUGGGACAGCAACAGUGACUGUCAUUUCAAGAGGGAUCACCUACGAUGCUUUAAGUUUAGAGUACAGUGAUGAUGCAACUCCACAAGUAACCAGCGUAAGCCCAACCAGUGGAACAAGUGGAGAAGCUAUCAUUAUCACAGGAAAUAAACUAAAAUCCCCUGCAGGCUUGACUCCUACUGUUAAAAUUGGUGGAGCUGAAUGCAGUGUUACAGAAUCCGGGGAAACUUCCAUUAAAUGUACAGCUGGGGAUCAGAUGACCGGUCAGUUUGAUGUUGAGGUUUUAGUUGCAGGGUUGGGAUUGUCCAAUACUGAUGUCCAAUUUACAUAUAGUAUAGGACAAUUUGAAAUCAACCCAACUCAAGGCAGCACCAAUGGAGGACAAGUAGUAACACUGACUGGGUCUGGAUUUCUUAAAGGAAAAACAACUGUCACCAUGUGUGGAGCUGUGUGUCAAGAAUUAAAUGUUACCACAUCUCAGUAUACUUGUAGAACAACUGGUCAUGCAGCUGGGGCGUGUGAUGUUGUAGCUGUAGUGAACAAUCUUUCUGAAACAAAAACAUCUGCUUACACAUACGAUUCUACUUUGGACUCAAGUAUAACUUCAGUUAAUCCAGUCCGAGGUGGAACAGGGGGAGGAACUCUGUUAACAAUAUCAGGCACAAACUUUGGAGAAUCUGUUAGUGACAUUCAUGUUGAGAUAGCUGGUGUUGUGUGUGAUGUCAAAACAGUGAGCAACACACAAAUUACUUGUGAGACUGGAGCUGCUUUUUCAGUCAUUGCUCAGGUUGAAGUUCAGCGUAAUGGCAACGGAUUGGCUAAACAGCUGAAUGCCACGUAUCAAUACAUUGAUGUUUGGUCAAGUCCAUACACUUGGGGAAAUGCACCCCCUCCAGGUGAUGGAGAGUUUGUCAUCAUACCAGCUGGACAAACUAUUCUGCUAGAUGAAAACACUGGUGUUUUAAAAAUGUUGCUAAUUCAAGGUGGCAAGCUGAUCUUUGAUGAAAAGUCAGUAGAGUUGAAAGCAGAAAAUAUUCUAAUCACAGAUGGUGGACUUUUACAGGUUGGCUCAGCUGAUAAACCUUUCCCUAAGGAGCACAAAGCUAUUAUAACAAUGUAUGGUCAUCUGCGAUCUAAAGAAUUACCAGUUUACGGAGCUAAAACCCUGGCAGUGAGAGAAGGAACUCUGAACUUGUAUGGAAAUCCCGUGACUGUAGUAUGGACCAGGCUUGCUAGUACAGCUGAAGCUGGUACAAAAGUUUUGACACUACAGCAUGAAGUAGACUGGAAGGCUGGGGAUGAGAUUGUCAUUGCAACAACAGGAGAUAGACGUAGUCAGAAAGAAUCAGAGGUUCGAGUAAUCGAGUCUGUUAGUGGAAAUCAGGUGACUUUGACAGUAGCUCUCACUUACAAACAUCUUGGAAUUGAAGGCACAUUUGAUGGUCAAGUUGUAGAAUUCAGGGCUGAAGUUGGUCUACUAACCAGAAACAUUGUAGUUAGAGGAGACAGAAAUACAGACUUUGAUUAUACAAUUCCAGCUUGUCCUAAUGGUUUUGACACAGGGGAAUUUGCAACUCAGACUUGUUUCCAAGGACGUUUUGGUGAAGAAAUUGGUUCAGAUCAGUUUGGUGCUCAGAUCAUGGUCCAUCAAAUGGAGAAAGAUACCCAGGUUGCUCAAGCGCACAUUCAGUAUACAGAAUUAACUUACUCUGGUCAAGCUUUUAGACUUGGACGUUACGCUAUCCACUUUCAUCGCAAUGGCAACAUGGACAAGUCUUUUGUUAGAGGAUGCAGUAUUCACACUAGUUUCAACAGAGCUGUUAACAUUCAUGGAUCUCACAACAUUUUGGUAGAAAAUAAUGUCAUAUAUGACAUAAGGGGUGGAGCAUUCUUCCUCGAGGAUGGCGAUGAGACUGGCAACAUAUUUCAGUACAAUCUUGCAAUUUUUGUACGUUCUUCCACUUCUCUCAGAAAUGAUGAUAUAACUCCUGCUGCUUUUUGGGCAACCAAUCCAAACAAUACUAUCAGACACAAUGCCGUGGCAGGUGGAACACAUUUUGGAACUUGGUAUCGCAUGCAUUUCAAUCCUGAUGGUCCUGGAUUUGAUCCAAAUAUAUGCCCACAGUCUACACCUUUAGCAGAAUACAGAAACAAUACAGCCCAUUCACUUGGAUGGUUUGGGCUUUGGAUUUUUGAGACCUACGUGCCCAGAGAGGAUGCUAGCUGCAGCUCCUCUGCUCAUAAAGUUGCAAAAUUUUACAAUUUAACAGCUUGGAACUGUGAUAAAGGAGCUGAGUCAGUUAACAGUGGAGCUGUCCAGUUUCACAACUUUGUGCUGGUAAACAAUGAAAAUGCUGGAUUUGAAGGCAAACUAAUUAUAAAAUCCCCUCCUCAGUAUGAUCCAGAAAAUGGUCCAGGAAUUUUUGAUACUACAAUAGUUGCUCAUUAUAAUGACAAUCUGGAAGGGGGCAUAACAAAUGGGGGUAUUGUAAUACCUUAUCAAAGUGGACUGUUAAUUCAAGGAGUGAAGUUUCAUAAUUUUGACCAGCCUGGUAGAGCAGCAUUUAGGUGGACACGUAUUGCUGGGGUCUGUAUGGAGUUCUGUGGAGGAUUUACUACAGAAACUAAUGAUCUCAAGUUUUUUAACUCCCCCUACAAAGUAAGAUAUGACUGGGAAUCAGAAGGUGUUCUUCACGAUCAAGAUGGUUCACUAACAGGAUCUGCAGGCUUUAGCGUAGUACCAUACACACCAUCUUUGGACAACACAAAAUGUGUAAACAAUACAGAGAUGUCUGUCAAUCUGCCUGGUUGUGUUUGUUCAAAUGAGAUUAAAUUUAUCAGGUUUUCAUUCAAUAAUAUAGUUCCCUCAUCACUAAAUGGAAAAAAUGCCUUGUUUACAUCAGAAUUUGGUACUAGCAAAUCUCCAUUUGCCCCUAAGCGUAUCACACAUCCUCAUGGCUGGGCAAUGGUUCUGAUGGCAAAUCAUUACUACCAAUUUUCUUUCCAAGAUGCAGGACAGAUGAGCAACAUAAGCUAUGAUAGUGUUUUUUACCAUUUUGAUGCGGGAGAUUUCAUUGCAUUCACCCAGCAUUCUGCUCAGAAACCAGACAUUUUUAUGCUAGAUGGAAGUACAAAGAUCAACAUGUCAACUUCCAUGUUGUCUGGCUCAGAUGUGAGCCAUGGACAAUGGUUCUACAAUGAUGAUGACAGCACUAUCACUUAUGCAGUAAAGAAACAAAGUAAAAGGAAAAGAGCUAUAUAUUUGACUGACAAGGACAUAAGCAUCAAAGCUCGCAUGAUACGCUGCUAUUACCUAGCAUGUCAGCCACCACUGGAUCCAAUGGAUAUACUCACUCGCCCUGAAUACACGGAGUAUUGGUCCAGUAAGAGCACCUGGGCCAACUUGACCAAAAAUGGACUUGAGCCAGAGGCUAUGUCUGACUUAACUAUUCCCAAAAAUAAAUGGAUCUUGGUUGACAAGCCAAUACCAAAACUGGGAAAACUGGUGAUUGAAGGAGGCUUAGAAUUCUUGGACAAUUCUUCCACUUCCUUUGAAUUGAAUGCCGAAUACAUUCACAUAACUGGCAGACUCAUAGCAGGGUGGUCAGAAGACUCACCAUUCAAGAGUAAAUUGGUCAUUACACUAAGGGGAAAUCAGUCAUCUCCAUCAUAUCCUCAGACAGAUGGUCCAUCCCUCGGAGCUAAAUUUAUAGGCGUUUUUGGUGGACUACAACUACAUGGUGAGGAUCGAGGCAUUAUCAAAACAAAACUAGCAGCCACAGUUUCAAGCGGGAAUCAAAUCACAGUAGCAGACAAGGUUGCUUGGGUACCAGGAGAUGUGAUCCUUGUAACAACCACUGACUACAAUCCUUGGCACACAGAGACCUUCACGGUCAACGCUGUUAGUGAUUACACAAUUACCCUCAAUGAUACCAUCAAGUACAAGCAUAUUGCUCAUAGUGAGAAUGUAAAUGGUGUACUGAUUGACUUGAGCGCCACAGUGGCACUGUUGACACGGAACAUCAGGAUAGAAGGGGAAGACUAUCCAAAUUUAAUCAAAGAAUCUUUUGGAGCAAGAGUUGUUGUUGGGCAAGCAAGUUAUGCUGGUGAUCAAAGAAGUGGUUUUGCACAGAUUUCCAAUGUAGAGUUUUUCCACACUGGUCAGGAAGGUUUUAGUGCAAGCUAUGAUGCCAGGUUUUCCAUUACCUUUGCUGAUGUGACAAGUACACCAGGCAAGACAAGGUAUUCCUAUGUCAAGAAGAGCUCUUUCUACAGCGGCUUCAACACCGCCAUUGGUGUUUUUGCUGUUGAUGGUUUAGAGGUUGACAAUAACAUUGUCCAUCAUACAGUUGGUGCUGGUAUCCGAACAGAAGCAAAGUCCACCCGCAUCACCAACAACCUUGUUGCGUUAAGCAUUUGGCCUGGUUCAUAUCUUGAUCGACAAGAAAAAAGUAAUCCAAGUUAUGAAGGAGCAAUUGAGGCUAUACUGGCUGAAAAUCUUGUCCUUGCUAAUAACACAGUAGCUGGGUCUGAAAGAAUUGGCUUUCAUGUAGCUGGACAGUUUUGUAAUACAACUCAAAGUGAGCUUUGGAGCAACAAUGUGGCUAUUGGAGGACUGAUGGGUGUGUGCAUAUUCCCUGAAGAAAAAGCCAUAGAUCAAAAAUGUGUAGCCUAUAGUGGCUUCACAGCAUGGAAGAACCUGGACUUUGGAAUUUACUACAAUAAUCUUGCCAGUGUUGUGAUCAAGAAGAAUGUGCUCGUGGAGAAUGGUGUUAAUGUUUGGCCAGCUGUGAUUCAGCCAAGUGCUACACUUCAUGCCUAUGAAGAUAAAUUUGUUGAGAUAACUGACAACAUUUUCAUAGGAAAGACAUCAACAUUUUCUGAAACUCUGGAUGUUAUUGACCCUAAUGAUGAUAACAUCAAGUUUAGUGAAAACUCCAGAGGACACGGAUCAUUGGCACCAUGUGGGAAAAUUGGUGUUGAGAUGACCUCCUUUUCCAGUGGAUCAAACAAAGCCCCAACAAUGAAUGUGGUUGCCAUUAUGAGUUAUCCCGCAAUAAAAGGAAUCACCAUAUUAAAAAAGAACAGUUUUGUGAACUUCCAUGCAUGCACUGGGACCAGAGAUUAUGCCAUUACCACAAAUAAGAACAAUGAUGAUGGCAACCAUCCACUGCAAAUACAACAGACAACUCUGAUCAAUGUUGAAGCCACUUCAAAAUUAUUCUUUCAUCCUCCUAAUGUUGACAAAAUCAACCCAGCCGACUGUGUGGAUAUGGACUGUGAUGCACUUAAAAAGUGUAUGAUUCAAGACUUAGAUGGAACUUUCCUAGGUCAUGUUGGUACUGCUCUACCAGACUCAGCUUAUGAAUGGGAUGGGAAUCAACAACAUGGUCUGGGAGACUACAGGAUUCCAACUAGCAUGCUGACGACAAGCACUGGAAAGAAAAUCGAUGUGCAAAGCUAUGCACCUCAUAAAGGAAUUUAUAAAACAGACAACUGCACUUGGAUUAAGGAAUGGCGAGCUUAUGAUUGUGGUAACAAUUACAGUUGGCGUCUGCUAAUCAUAGAGAGCAUGGACUAUGAUACUGAAACAAGACGUCUGAGCCCGGUAGCAAUAUAUAACCCUGAAGGAUAUGUAGAUCUUAUCAAUGGCCCACAGGAUCAUGGAUGGUGUUCUGGCUAUACAUGUCAAAAACGGUUGAGCACUUUCCAGGCCAUUGUAGCACUUGAUCAACCAUUUGAUAUUUACCUCACAAGUACUAACCCUGAUGUAAUGCGCUACAUGCUUUUAAAUUCUAAACCAAAUGAAUGUGUACGUUUGGGCAUGUAUUACACAACUCAAAAUAGACUUGAGGUAAGAGUAAAUGGCACCCUUGUGAUGCCCACUAAUGGGUACAUUGACAGUAAAGGAGCAUUCAGGCUUAAAACACAAGAAACAACUAACCAGUGGAUGCCUGAUGUCAGCAAUAAAACUAAUGGACAAAAUUUCCAAAGCCGUGCAGAAAGUAUGGUCUUCUGGAUUCAGUGCGGAGGAAGUGCAGAAAUAACCGUCACACAAGCACAAGUUAUUGUUGUAUCCUUCACACUUCCAGCAAUGACUGAGGAUGAGUUCUUUGGUGAAAAAAUUGUUCAAAACCUGGCAGCUUUUCUUAAUGUAGAUCCCAGGAAGGUCCGUAUUGUAAAUAUUGUACGAGCUACAUCAUCAAGUGGCAGACGUAAGAGGGAUGAACCUGUAGUAACAUUUGUGGUUGAAAUUGGUGAUGAACCUGGAGAAACUCCUGACAAUCAAUCAUUUGACUUCAGAGAAGCUGGAACUAAAAUUUGUCAUCAUGCUCAAGUACAUGGAAUGAGUAGUGUACUGAAUGCUACAGUGCUGUACACAGAAAUAUACCAGCCAAACACCACAGAUGGCCAACCAGUAGCCAUUCAAAAAGUUGGACAAAUGAUCAUGCAAAGUCAAAUCAAAGGAAAUGUUUCUGACGGUCAAGCUCUUAGUGUACAACCUAAGUUCAAGGUGUUGGAUGAAGAAGGAAAUCUUGUUGAAAACUUGAAUAUUUCCUCAACGGACUGGAUUAUUGAAGCUACCAUUAAGUCAGGAGGGAAUGAAUUUUCUAAGCUGUUAGGCUCAACAAGAGUUACCUUUGUGAAUGGAUGGGCCAACUUCACUGAUCUAGCAGUAUUUGGACAAGGUCGCUACACCUUGCAGUUUAGCAUUGUUUCACCCCCAGAAGCUACAAAUUUUUCUAUAACAUCCAACGUAAUUGAGAUCUUUGGGCUAAAAUUAAACCCUUCUGCUAAUCUGACUGCUGCUGUGCAAAUUACAAGUCAAUCAUUUAACCUAACUGUUGGAAUUACUGAAAAAGAAACUGGAUUACAGCUUCUCAAGACUCUAUGGACAAAUCUUCAAUGGAAAGCAAAUGUGACAAUUUGGCCUGACAAAAUCUAUAGUGGAAGCUUAAGUGGAACUGCAACAGUAAAUUUGGAUUCUUCAACAGCCACUGCAGUUUUCUCUGACCUGGAGCUUGACCAACCAGGCACUUGCCCAGUUUUAGUGACAAUAGUGUCAGAACCAGCCAUAUAUACAACAAAAAUGGUGGUUUUUGUUAAUGUGGUGACUCCAGCACAGAGAAGCCUCAGUGUAGAAGAAAGACACAGCAUAGAGAUCAAGUUUGACAUUAAAUAUAAUGAAACCACAGCCCUCUACUGGGCUACACAGGUCCGCAACUACUACAGCAUACAGCCAGAGAUGCGCAUAGUUAACAGCACUUAUCGUAGAGUUCCUGGCAGUCUGUUUGUAUCCUUGCUAAUUGAGGCUACAAAGAAAGGCUUCAAUGACACAUUGACGUUGUUGUGUGGUGACAUUUCAUCCAACAAGACGUUUACUUUUAAUACAACUGUAGCAUCCAUAUCCAGAUACAUGACAGUUGAUGAUAACACCUAUUUUGGUGUUAAAUGCGGUGGUCUUAUUACCAUGGAAAAUAAAAGAAAUCUAGAACCUGUUGCAGAAAUUAAAACUCCAAAUCGCCUGACAAACACUUCUGUGUUGGUGGAAUUGUCUCUGCAAGAUUUGGAUACAAAAACUAUUCUAACUGAUUUGAGCUGGGGAGAUUACAUGUGGACAGCAACUGCAAUUAAGUUGCCAAACUCUCCAUAUCAAGGCAAUCUAAGUGGAAACACCACUGUAAUCUUGGAUCCUCUAACUGGUAAAGGUGUUUUAGGCUUAAAGCUUGAUAAAGCUGGUAAAUGUCAAGUAUUAGUGACCAUUUCAUCCAAACCAAAUGACUACAACCUGACCAAAGUGGUUGAUGUUGAUGUCAUGACCCAUGAUCAGUUCAAUCUGAAAGUAGAAGAGAAACAUGGCUUAGAACUGAAGUUUGAUGUGGAAUACGAUGAAGCACGAGCACCUUUCUGGGCAGCUCAAGUCCGCAACUACUAUAGCCAAAAUUCACAUAUGCGAAUUGUUGGUGAAACCUGGCGCAAAGGAAGUUUAAUUGUUACAUUACUGAUUGAGGCUACCGCCACUGGAUACAAAGAGACCUUGACCACCAUGUGCAGUGACAUCAAGUCCACUACAACAUUUACCUUUGACAGCCUUAGUGCCCCAAUGGUUGGCUACAUGAAAAUUGAUAACGUGGACUACAUUGGUGGUGAUACAUGUGGUGAACCUGUGCUUCCCUUGGAUAAAGAACUAGAGACAAAAUACAUCAUCAUAAUUGUUGUGCUGAGUGUUGUUGUGGUAGCCCUUGUGGUGUUGUUACUUGUCUACAAGUUCUAUCUCAACCCCAAGGCCAAAACUUCUUCAACACCAUCUGGUAGCACUGCCUAUGUAAACCUGCUCUACAGAGAAGACACCUCCGCCAGCAUGAAAUCCAAUAACUUCAUCGUUCCACAUGUGCCACCUGCUCAAACUAUGUUAUUUACAACCACUAAUACAAUCAAAGAAAAUAUACAGAGCACUUAAUUCCAAUUUCUGAUGACCAAAUGUAUAAUUCAUGUUUUAAAACUUUUCUACAAUAACCAAUAAUAUUUAAUCCAAAUAGUUUCUUUAUAGAAAAAUUGUUGAUGAUUUUUAUUGUAGAUAUAUUCUAUCAAAAUAACUUUUUUGAUAAUUGAAAUACAAAGUAAUACAUUUUUUUUAUUUAAUAGUAAUAACUUACAAAAACAUUUUAAGCUAAGAAAUACCAUCCAAUUUUUAAUGACAGCUCUAUUAAGGCCCACUGUUUUUAUUUAGUUUAAAACCAGUCCUGUAAAGGCAGUUUUCAAACAAAUAGAAAAAAAAAAUGAUUUUAUAAAUUAGUUUCUUGUUCAUGUGUAACUGCUGAUGUAAUAUUUUUUAAUAAUUUAUUCCUUUUGUUAUUUAAUUCCUUUUCUUGAAUAUAGCAAAGUUUUUAAAAAUUACUUUCUUGUUGAAAUUUAUAAGUAAAAUAGUUAAGUUUUCUGCUUCCUGUGAUGUUUUUACAAAGAUUUUUCAAUAUUCAUAUACCUUUUUUGACGACAUUCUUUUUUGAGUGUAAAUUGUUUGUUAUAUUUAACCUCUGUUUCUAAAAGAGUUAUUGUAUUUCUCCCAGCUGUGAUAAUUUUAUACAUUUUAAAA
This is a messenger RNA of Physella acuta, 14622 nucleotides long. RefSeq names its product fibrocystin-L. The record is from RefSeq and is a predicted model, not a curated record. NCBI's taxonomy places the organism in Eukaryota, Metazoa, Mollusca, Gastropoda, Physidae.